AUGAGCGAGACGGACCGCUUCGACAGCAUGUUGCUGACCAUCACUCAGUCGCAGCGGGGCAUUGAGCCACUGCUUGACACGGUGUUCUCAUUCCUCCGCCGCAAGACGGACUUCUUCACGGGCGCAGAGCCGCAGGUGAUUGAGGACACGAUUCUCAAGAGCGUGCGCAAACAGGCGGCACUGGUGGAGAAGGACCAGGCACAGAAGAAGCAGCAGGAAGCCGAGAAGAGACGGAAACUGGACCUGGAGCAAAAGCACAAGAAGGAGACGCCAGUGGAGCGUCCGUCACGCUUUGAAGAGAUCGUGGAGGACGAGGAGAUAGGGACGACAGCGACUUCUGUCGGGAAGGCAGCAUUGCCGGUGGCUCCAGAAGGACAGGACGACAGUGGACCGCCUCUUGCUGGCAAUGGAGGGAAGACGGACAAGUACGUGUGGACGCAGACGCUGCAGGAAGCUCAGGUUAACUUUGCGGUCCCUGAAGGCACGAAAGCCCGACAAGUGGACGUGGAGAUUCGUGCUGAAAAGAUGAAAGUCGGCAUGCGGGGCGGGGAUACGUUCGUAGAUGGACCUCUGUACAGCAAAGUGAAGGUUGAUGACAGUUUCUGGACGCUGGAAGAUGGCAAUCGCAUUUGUAUCUACCUGCAGAAAGACAAUCAGAUGGAGUGGUGGAAGACUAUCAUCCAGGGAGACGCAGAGAUUGACACCCAAAAGGUGCAGCCUGAGAACUCGAAGCUUGGUGACCUGGACUCGGACACGCGCCAAACUGUGGAAAAAAUGAUGUUUGAUCAGCGUCAAAAGGCCAUGGGUCUUCCCACGAGCGACGACGUGCAGAAGCAGGACGUUCUGAAGAAGUUCAUGGCGCAGCACCCGGAGAUGGACUUCAGUAAGGCGAAGGUUAACUGA
Messenger RNA from Peronospora matthiolae, 903 nucleotides. The record is from the annotation of a GenBank genome assembly. Lineage: Eukaryota; Oomycota; Peronosporomycetes; Peronosporales; Peronosporaceae.